Molecule: messenger RNA, 2421 nt
Organism: Arabidopsis thaliana (thale cress)
Lineage: Eukaryota; Viridiplantae; Streptophyta; Magnoliopsida; Brassicales; Brassicaceae
Gene: UGT85A5
Product: UDP-glucosyl transferase 85A5
Exons: 1
Coding region: 1291-2220 (309 amino acids)
Molecular function (GO): UDP-glycosyltransferase activity
Source: RefSeq, marked reviewed
AUAAACUAUAUUUCAUAAUAAAUUUCCUAUUAACAUAAAAGAAAUCUAAAUACAAAAACCAUAGACUUUAUUUAAAAAAUUUGGAAGAAAAAUAAUAAUCAAGAACUAGAUAUUUAUAACACUAUCUAAACUCUAUCACACCCUAAGAAACAUCGUUUUCACGAAUUAUUGCCUUAUAGGACCACUAGUCUGGCCUUUAUUAGGUGACCAACGUCAAGUAGAUAAACAUUUAUCUUCUGCUGGCAGUACAUCAAUUAUACAAAUAUAGCAAGAUUGCUUAUGCCCCCGGGUACGGGAAACCUUCGCACGUGGCAAAGAUCGACAGUCUCUACGUGCAAGAAUCAUGGUCUCGCCAUCUCACUGUGGAGUCCUUUAACACCUAGCUAAAGUGUUUCCAGAUCAAUCACAUACAUAUCCAUCUUUGAUCUUUUUGUUUUUGGCAUACAAGAAAAGAAAAUGGCGUCUCAUGCUGUUACAAGCGGACAAAAACCACACGUAGUUUGCAUACCUUUCCCGGCUCAAGGCCACAUCAAUCCGAUGCUCAAAGUGGCUAAACUCCUCUAUGCCAGAGGCUUCCAUGUUACCUUCGUCAACACUAACUACAACCAUAACCGUCUCAUCCGGUCACGUGGUCCCAACUCCCUUGAUGGGCUUCCUUCUUUUCGGUUCGAGUCCAUCCCUGACGGUCUACCGGAGGAAAACAAGGACGUCAUGCAGGAUGUCCCUACCCUUUGUGAGUCCACCAUGAAAAACUGUCUAGCUCCUUUCAAGGAGCUUCUCCGGCGGAUCAACACCACAAAGGAUGUUCCUCCGGUAAGCUGUAUUGUAUCCGACGGUGUGAUGAGCUUUACUCUUGAUGCUGCAGAGGAGCUUGGAGUCCCGGAUGUUCUUUUUUGGACACCAAGUGCUUGUGGCUUCUUGGCUUAUCUACACUUCUAUCGCUUCAUCGAGAAGGGGUUAUCACCAAUAAAAGGUAAGUAAAAGGUUAUUAUUAGUUUAGGUUUUCAUCACAAAGUAUAUUAUUAUUAUUAUUUCAUUAACAAUUUACAUUAUCUAUGACACCUAGAACAGAGGUACCUAUAAUACAGAUACGUAAGAAGUACCGUCGUCUAGGCCUUUUUCUGUCAUUGUUAGGGCGACCAAGAAUAACUCAUCCUUACUCUGAAAUUAAUCUAUAGUAUUAAUUGAUCAAAAUUAAAUGCAUCAAAAAUUUGCAUAUAAUACGGUGCUUGAAUGUUUUUAUAGUAAAUAUUGAGAUAUAAAAUUAUACUUAUAAAAUGGAAGUGGAUUAUGGCAGAUGAAAGUUCUUUGGACACAAAAAUAAAUUGGAUACCAUCGAUGAAAAACCUAGGACUUAAAGACAUCCCAAGCUUUAUCCGUGCAACUAAUACUGAAGACAUAAUGCUUAACUUUUUUGUCCAUGAGGCUGACCGAGCCAAACGCGCUUCCGCUAUCAUUCUCAACACAUUCGAUAGUCUUGAGCAUGAUGUCGUCCGUUCUAUUCAAUCUAUCAUACCUCAAGUGUACACUAUUGGACCGCUUCAUCUAUUUGUGAAUCGGGAUAUCGACGAGGAAAGUGACAUCGGACAGAUAGGAACGAAUAUGUGGAGAGAGGAGAUGGAGUGUUUGGAUUGGCUUGAUACUAAGUCUCCAAACAGUGUCGUUUAUGUUAAUUUCGGUAGCAUAACAGUGAUGAGUGCGAAACAACUCGUGGAGUUUGCUUGGGGUUUAGCAGCGACCAAAAAAGAUUUUUUGUGGGUGAUUAGGCCGGAUUUAGUAGCCGGUGAUGUGCCAAUGCUUCCGCCGGACUUUCUAAUAGAGACGGCUAACCGAAGGAUGCUAGCGAGUUGGUGUCCUCAAGAAAAAGUUCUUUCUCAUCCGGCAGUUGGAGGGUUCUUAACGCAUAGUGGAUGGAAUUCGACUUUGGAGAGUCUCUCCGGUGGAGUUCCAAUGGUGUGUUGGCCGUUCUUUGCGGAACAGCAAACAAAUUGUAAAUAUUGUUGUGAUGAAUGGGAAGUGGGGAUGGAGAUCGGUGGAGAUGUGAGGAGGGAGGAGGUUGAGGAGUUGGUUAGAGAACUCAUGGACGGAGACAAAGGAAAGAAAAUGAGGCAAAAGGCCGAAGAGUGGCAGCGCUUGGCUGAGGAAGCGACGAAGCCUAUUUAUGGUUCGUCGGAACUAAAUUUUCAGAUGGUCGUUGACAAGGUUCUUUUAGGGGAGUAGAGAGACUACAAUUUAUUUUAGAUAUGAUCGUUACAAAAUUAUGUUAUGUAUUGAAAUUUAAUAAAGUGUUAUCAUAUAUAUAAUGAUGAACAAGUAUCUGUUUAAUUAUUAACCAGAUAAAAUAAGUGUUGUUUUGUUUCAACAGUAAAGAUUAUGCAUACUUGAAUUCAAUAAUAACGAAACAACAUCACUUAUAUCAAA